AUGCCAACUCCACCUGACCUCACCUCAUCACCUUAUUAUGCCAACAAGAACUACACGUAUAAUAACGCUCCCACAAGGCGACCUUUGUCGCGACAUGCAAAUAUUUGUGUCAUAGGACAUUACCGCCUUAUUUGCUUAUUAAAAUUUAUGUUUCCAUCAUCCUGUACUUUUCUAUUGUUAGUUUCACUGCUACCACUGGUAAAUACAGUGCUGAAUGACACAAGCUAUCCUGAUUUCAUUCUCAGACCAACCUUUAAUUCUCGUUACUUAUUUCACGCAUUCGUAGUUAUGAGUCUUACUACUAAAAUCCCAGUGAUUAGACUGCUGAUAAUUUCAUCAUGGGAUUGUACUUCGGUCGUGAUGAUGCUGUAUCAUUUUGUGGUUGAAACAUCCAAUCUUGCUUUAUCUGGUCUUACUAGAUCUAGAAGCGACCUCGCAAUGCCAAAAAUGAAAUAG
Loa loa (African eye worm) is the source of this 456-nucleotide messenger RNA. RefSeq lists its product as hypothetical. The coding region runs from base 1 to 456 and encodes 151 amino acids. The transcript is spliced from 3 exons. NCBI's taxonomy places the organism in Eukaryota, Metazoa, Nematoda, Chromadorea, Rhabditida, Onchocercidae. The record is from RefSeq and is a predicted model, not a curated record.